Molecule: messenger RNA, 5825 nt
Organism: Salmo salar (Atlantic salmon)
Lineage: Eukaryota; Metazoa; Chordata; Actinopteri; Salmoniformes; Salmonidae
Product: mechanosensitive cation channel TMEM63B
Cellular component (GO): plasma membrane
Molecular function (GO): nucleic acid binding; calcium-activated cation channel activity
Source: RefSeq, a predicted model, not a curated record
AAUGGGGUACGCACCUCGCCUCAUCCGAUCCAACUCUUCUGCCUUGGUUAGCUGCUGCUGUGCUUGUAACUGGCUAGCGGUUAGCUACUAAGCUCACUGCUUAAUCGUGUUUUUUUUUUUUUACGAAGAUCGAAAGAGUGCGUAUGAUUUUGGAGGGACUAUAUUUUAUUUUCUACCGGGGAAUCAUACAAGACUUGGAUAUAAUACGAAGAUUUUGGCCGUUUGGAUCGUGGUGUGUGGAGCUCGUUUGUCUUGACUGGUUUGGGAAAAUCCACUGCCUAUCAAAUAACAGGUCUUUAAGAUGCUACAGUGAGUGUGGAGCUGAUUCCUAGCUGAAGCCUCAGCAUGUCUGUCCUGCUGACGGUGGUGGUGGUGGGUGUGGUGGGGUGGGGGGCCGUGGUCCAGGGGGCUGUGUGUCCCGGAGGGGGCCUGGCUGACUGCCCUACCCAGCAGAGCAACACCUCCGGUGGGGGUAAGACCUCCAGGGACUACUGCUACACCGCCCGUAUCCGCUCCACCGUGCUCCAGGGUCUGCCCUUUGGAGGAGUGCCCACCGUCCUCGCACUCGACUUCAUGUGCUUCCUGGUACUCCUGUUUGUGUUCUCCAUCUUGAGGAAGGUAGCGUGGGACUACGGCCGCUUGGCGCUGGUGACUGACGCAGACAGACAGAAUCAGCGAUACAGCCGUCUGGAUGAGCAGAAACCUGUGACGUCUGCCAUGACGUCGGAGCUACCCGAUCGCUACGAACGCCUGACCUCUGUCUCCAGCUCAGUGGACUUUGAGCAGAGAGACACUGGAUUCUGCUCCUGGUUAACAGCCAUCUUCCGCAUAAAGGAUGAGGAGAUCCGGGAGAAGUGUGGGGAGGAUGCAGUGCACUACCUCUCCUUCCAGAGGCACAUCAUUGGUCUGCUGGUGGUGGUGGGCGUGCUCUCAGUGGCCAUUGUCCUGCCCGUCAACUUCUCAGGAAAUCUAUUGGAAAACAAUGCCUACAGUUUUGGGCGUACCACUAUAGCCAAUCUGGAUGCCAAUAACAUGCUGCUGUGGCUCCACACCACCUUUGCGUUCCUCUACCUGUUGCUGACCGUGUACAGCAUGAGACGACACACCUCCAAGAUGCACUACAGGGAGGACGAUCUGGUGAAACGCACUUUAUUUGUCAAUGGGAUCUCCAAGUAUGCAGAGGAGAAGCACAUCAAGCAACACUUUGAACAGGCUUAUGAAAACUGCUGUGUUCUAGAGGCUCGUAUUUGUUACGAUGUUGCCAAGCUGAUGUCCCUGAACUCAGAACGGAAGAAGACUGAACGUAGUAUGAAGUUCUUUAAAGACCUACAGUCCAAGGAACACAUCCCCACCAUGAUCAACCCCAAACCCUGUGGACAUCUCUGCUGCUGUAUUAUCAAGGGCUGUGAACAGGAGGAGGCAGUGAGUUACUACACCAAGCUGGAGUCGAAGCUGAAGGAGGAGUACAGGAAGGAGAAGGAGAAGGUCAACAGUAAACCACUAGGAAUGGCCUUUGUUACGUUCCAGAACGAAGCCAUGACCGCCAUUAUCCUGAAGGACUACAAUGCCUGUAACUGUCAGGGCUGCCACUGUCAGAGGGAACCCAGGUCUUCUACCUUCAGCCAGCACCUUCACACAUAUUCCUGGACGGUCGGCUAUGCGCCAGACCCACAGAACGUCUACUGGGAGCAUUUGUCAGUAGGAGGGUUCCCCUGGUGGCUGAGAUGCUUCAUCAUCAACUGUAUCCUCUUCCUCCUCCUCUUCUUCCUCACAACCCCCGCCAUCAUCAUCUCCACCAUGGACAAGUUCAACGUCACCAAGCCUGUCGAGUACCUCAACAACCCCAUUGUGACCCAGUUCUUCCCCACCCUGCUGCUGUGGGCCUUCUCCGCCCUGCUACCCACCAUCGUAUACUACUCUGCCUUCUUCGAGGCCCACUGGACACGGUCUGGCGAAAACAGGACCACCAUGCAUAAAUGUUACACCUUCCUCAUCUUCAUGGUCUUAUUGCUGCCCUCUCUAGGACUCAGCAGUCUGGACGUUUUCUUCCGAUGGCUGUUUGACAAGCGCUUCCUGGCUGACGCUGCUGUGAGGUUUGAGUGUGUGUUCCUGCCUGACAACGGGGCGUUCUUUGUGAACUAUGUCAUCGCGUCGGCGUUCAUCGGUAACGCCAUGGAUCUGCUGAGGAUCCCUGGUCUGCUCAUGUAUAUGACCCGGCUGUGUCUGGCCCGCUCUGCUGCCGAGAGACGCAACGUCAAGAGGCACCAGGCGUAUGAGUUCCAGUUUGGGGCGGCCUAUGCCUGGAUGAUGUGUGUCUUCACUGUGGUCAUGACAUACAGCAUCACCUGUCCAAUCAUCGUCCCCUUCGGUCUGAUGUACAUGCUGUUGAAGCACCUGGCAGAUCGCUACAACAUGUACUAUGCCUACCUUCCCUCCAAGCUGGACAAGAAGAUCCACUCUGGGGCCGUCAACCAGGUGGUGGCAGCACCCAUCCUCUGUCUCUUCUGGCUCCUGUUCUUCUCCACUCUCCGCACAGGUUUCUCAGCCCCUACCUCUAUGUUUACCUUCAUCGUUCUGAUCAUCACCAUCAUCGUCUGCUUGUCCCAUGUCUGCUUCGGACACUUCAAAUAUCUCAGCGCUCACAACUACAAGAUUGACGUGGAGAAUGUGGAUGGUGUAGAGAACGGUCGUCCUGCACGCACCUCUCCCUUCAAUAAAUCAGCGCAGAUGUACAUUGCCUCGGUGCUCCAGGACCCCAGCUUAGACGAGCUGGGUUCGGCUGGCAGCGGGGUCAGUGAGGGCUCGCAGGACGAGGAGAUCAUCCAAGUGGGGAACAGCCUCAAUGAGGCCGACUUCCAGAGCGGCGAGGACAGUCUCCUCGCUAACGAGGUGCGGCACUGACAUCAGGGGACGCCGGAGACGGCUGUCAGGGAGGAGACGGAGGACGGGGAGAGAGAAGCAGAGACUGAGAUGGCAGAAACUAAAGUUUAAUUUCACCGACUGGAUGGAUGCACUGACCUAGUGAAUUAAGCUAUAGAGCUGAAACGGACUGACACAGCUUUAAAAGACAUGGAUAGACCACUAACCUUAAAGUCCUGAACAGACUAUUACAUUGUCUACACACCACACACACACACACACACACACACACACACACACACACACACACACACACACACACACACACACACACACACACACACACACACAGAGAGAGUGUGUCUACUAAAGGACUGGUAACUCUCCCUUACAACUAUUGAUCUAGCGCUGACUGUGAAGGAGGGAUCUUUCCUUCCCAUAAUCCUUUGCCUGUUCUGCCUGCACCCCUAAUCGUCUCUGUGCCCUAGAGGCUUCGUCACAAUAAGCAGCCUAAUAAAGAAGAUGAAGAAGAGGAGGAGGAGAAAUGUCUGUCAGCAUCACACACGCUGUUCGCCUGCUCUGGUCUCCCCCUACUCUGUCCCGACGAUCUCUGGAUGGUUCCAACCCUGUGUAAAAAAAUAAAAAAAUAACAAAAAAAAUAAAAAGAAGGAAUGUGGUCACCAUGACGAUGACCACUGUAACAAACUGAACUAAACACUCCUCUGCUUUUCCUUUUUGUUGUGCAACAAAAACUCUGGAUUUGUAAAAUGUAAAAUAGCCUUUUUUUGGAAAUUGUAUUUAUUUUAAGGCAUGGUUAUUUUUAAGUUGGUCUGAAAAACUUUAAUAAUCAAUUAACUACUUGUUUCGACAUACAAAAACAACUGUGGAUGGAUGGAUCAUGGAAUAUGGAUACAGUCCCUCGUAACAACAAGAUCGCUCUGUCUUCUGGCCUGUUCUGCCCUGAGCGACUGUAGUGGGACUGCGGCUCCAGACUGAGCCCUAAUGGCAGAAGGCAGUCCAGAGCCCCUAAUGGAGAGGAGGAUGCCCCCAGGAAGCAGAUAUGAAGUGGAUAUGACAGCCCAACCUCUACCCUGUUUUGUGUCCCACAACUAUGGUUGCAAAAUUCCCAAAAUUGUCCCAGAGUUCGCAGGUUUUUCAAUAUGUUGGUUAGAAGUUCAUUGGAAUAAGGGAUUUCUGGAAAAACCUAGGAACUUUGGGAAAGUUUCCGUAAUUGUGCUACCUCAGCCAGGUCUCCUUUCCCGGCUAGGACUCUGUGGGACCGUGUUCUUUGGUAGAGGGAGAGCUCGACCCUUGAACUCUUGGUCUGUGACCUGUAGUUUCCCCCAGGCCUCUACUCCCUGUUACUAUGGACGCGUUCAGCAGGGGGCGGGCACAACGUUGUUGAACCUUCAGAUAUAAAUAUGUUAUGUAGAACAAAUACGCCUCUCUGAAAUGUAGAAUAAGGAAUCAUGUCAACUCUUUUCUUAACAUUUCUAUCUACAAUGUUCCACAACGUUCCACAAUGUUCCACAACGUUUGCCUCCUGAAUGUGACCCUGGCCCCUGCUCUGACUGGCCCGUCUCUGUGACCCUGGCACCUGCUCUGACUGGCCCGUCUCUGUGACCCUGGCCCCUGCUCUGACUGGACCGUCUCUAUGACCCUGGCCCCUGCUCUGACUGGCCCGUCUCUGUGACCCUGGCCCCUGCUCUGACUGGCCCGUCUCUGUGACCCUGCUCUGACUGGCCCGUCUCUGUGACCCUGCUCUGACUGGCCCGUCUCUGUGACCCUGUCCCUGCUCUGACUGGCCCGUCUCUGUGUUCUAGCUAGCUUCUGUAGUGACUCUCAUCUCAAGACAAGCCUCUUUAUUUUGGUGUUUACAUCACUGUACAAAAGGUUGUUUCACAGUCUGUUGGUUGGUUUGAACAUUUGUUUUAUUUAGGAAAAAUAAUAAUAAGCUUUGUAGGAAGAUUUUCUCCUUUCUGCCAACUCUGUAACCUGUGUCCCGUUUUUAGAUGGCUUCAGAUGGGUUUAGGGAUUGUCUUCAAUUACGACGUGAAUAUUGACACUAGCGAGAUACUGCAUCACGUAGAGGUAGAUAUUGUAAACCGUGUAGAUGAUUUAUGGAGCAUUGUUACAAACGACAGUGUCCCAACUGCCACCCAGAGUGCUGUUGAACCUGGUGGGUUACUAUGUACAGAAAACAUAUCGUGGCUCAGUCAGGACGGAAUAGACCAACUGUGCAAAACGGUUGUGUCCCACGUGGCGUCCUAUUCCCUAUUUAGUGCACUACUUUUUGGGCGGGGCCCAUAGGGCUCAGUACUCUAAUAGGGAAUAGGACACCAUUUCGGACGUGUAAAAAUGAGUCUUAAUAGUGUAAGACUUGAUCAAUGUUUUUAUUGAUAUUUUAGGCGUAUUGUGGUUGAACAGAAUACUAGCAAUUACUACGGAAUCGGAUUAAUCUGGUAAAAAUCUAAAUGGAUGAUACCAAAUCCAUAUAUUAUUUUUUUUAAUUCUCUUUAUUUCAAGUUGUUCUGCAGUAAUCAUGAUGUGAUGUUGCUCUCUUCAGCUCGUUACAAUAUUCCACUGACGGAACCAACGACCAGCUUAGUUUUCUUCCAAAGUGAGGCAGAACCGAUUUUUAUAGCCUGGUUUAACCUUCAGGGAUCUACUAUAAAACAGGAUCAAUUUAGUUAGCCAGUGAACUUUGAUAAACAAUAAAUAACUAUUGAUUGUCCGGUUCAUAAAGAAAGCUACAGGUGGAUAUGUGUUUUUGUUGAGUCGUCUAGACCGUGCCCGUUUAGUUAGCUGGCUAACUCAUUGAUCCUGUUCCGUAGUGUACUUCUCAGAGCAGGUUUAGCCCGAGCUAUGUGCUAUAUACUGUUAGAUAGAUAGAAACAAUUAACUUGUGUUUUAAAACUCUUGGUUUCCACAUUGUGGAUAUACAUAAAUAAAAAUGAACAAAUGUC